Messenger RNA from Phragmites australis (common reed), 1073 nucleotides. RefSeq lists its product as uncharacterized. Bases 54 to 731 code for a protein of 225 amino acids. The transcript has 8 exons. Lineage: Eukaryota; Viridiplantae; Streptophyta; Magnoliopsida; Poales; Poaceae. The record is from RefSeq and is a predicted model, not a curated record.
AUUUCGAAAUUUCAAUUCCCGCACUCUCUCCCACCUCUCUGGUCCACCCCGCGAUGCCGCCGGCGACGACUCCCUGUGGCGGCGGAAGGAGGGCCACGAGCGGUGACUCUCUGCUUCCAGGAAAGCAGCCGUGCGAUUCGGACGAAUGCGGCGCCGACGGCGACUGCGACUCCGUCUCGGACUCCGACUCCGAGGGCGACUUGGUCAGCGACUUGAGGGAGAUCGUGUGCCUGCUGCGUCUGAUCAAGGGCGGGGCCAACAAGGAUUGCCAGAAGAUGUGCGAGCAGAUCAUCGCCAGUGUCGCAGCGGAUAUUCAAACUAUGCUAGAAGAAACCCAGUUGAAAUUUGAGGAGGAAAGGCAGAAUUUGCUAAAAGUACUGUCAAACACUUCCAAAGAGCAGUGUGAGAGUUCACUGAACAAAGAGUACAGCAAGUUUCAAGAAACAUACGAGAUGUUCUGUAGAGAAAAGGAUGCACACUUGCAGACUUUCAGAGAACUGUUCUCAAAAGUUGAAGUUGAGAAGAAGUUGCUUGAGCAGUAUGAACAUCAUAAGAAGGCGGAGACCGCCACAUUAUCAGAACUUGACAAAACAUUCUCAGAGAAGAUAACAUACGUGGAACAAUCUGUCAGAAGGAUGAAGCAGGAUAACAAAUCCUUUAUCAUCUUUCGCAAGUCGAUUGGCUCAUUUCUCGAGUGUGGCUCCGAUGAUGAUUUUGUUGACGAUGAGUGAUGCUGCUCCUUGUACGACGCACUUGCUCUGGGAGGCGGAUUCCCUGGGAGGCAAUAGACAAAACGGGAUCUCUUUAUUGGCCUUUUCUUUUCUUUUUAAUACAGAUUUGUUAUGGUUUAACCAAUAAUAUGGAGAUUCAGGAAGCACAAGCAUAAACCGUGAUAUUGGAUUUGAUCUGGAGCUUGUUGAACAAAUAUAGGCGUAGUGUUCGAUUGUGCUAUUUUUCCUCUUUGAAAACAGCAGGGCUGGUAUUGUACAUGUUACCACUCGUCCCAAAAAUUUGACGGGGAAAGAUUAUGGUUCUGUCACUACAUAGGUUGGCAUUCUUGAGGAUCUGACACC